CAUAUGUACAGCUCAGACAACUCUGCAAGGUGUGGCCUGUGGUUUAAACCAUGCUCUAGGUGAUAUAUAGAAAUCUGACCGAUCUUGUUUCAGUUGUUUGACAUCCUGACAAUGGCCAGAAAUCAUCUCAUGUUGUGGAUCUUCACGCUGUGUGUUUCUCUCGAUCCCUCAGUUGGUCACAAUUUUGAGAUAAAUGGCAAAAAGGUUUAUGAGGUGGUUCGACCAAUCAGAUUACAUGACCUGCAAAAAAGAGAUUUAAAGUCAAGACCUGACACAGUGAAAUACGCUAUGAAACUGGGUGGUAGAGAUAUUGAAAUGCACCUUCAGAGAAAUGAUGAUAUACUGACCAAAGAUUAUAGCGAGACCCAUUACACGAAAGAUGGGAUGCUGGUCACAACCAGACCUGAGGAUCUGGAUUUGUGUUACUAUCACGGGAAAAUAGUGAAUGACAGUGACUCAUCGGUUAGCAUGAGCACAUGUGAUGGACUACGUGGCUAUUUCCAGACAGCUGAGCAGAGGUUUCUGAUUGAGCCGUUGUCAGAGAAUGAUGAUGGAAACCAUGCAGUCUUUGUGUAUGAUGAUAUAAAUAAAGACAGACCUAUGGUGUGUGGAGUAACCAACACUAGUUGGGAUGAGACUGCGGAUGGCUUUCCUCCAAUCAUCAAAAAAUCUCGCUCUCGUUCCUCAGGGCCAACUUUGUUCCAGCAACAAAAAUACAUUGAGUUCUUCCUUGUGGCAGACAACAGAGAAUACAAGAAAAUGGACAGCGAUCUUGUCAAGCUGAGAAAGAGGAUAUUUGAAAUCAUCAAUUUCAUCAAUAAUGUCUAUAAGGAAAUCAACACCUUUGUUGCUCUGACUGGGUUUGAAGUGUGGACUGACAGCGAUAAGAUAACAGUGUCCCCUGUUGCUGGAGCAACCUUGGACGGCUUUACCAGUUGGAGAAACAGUGAUCUUAUUAAAAGACAUCGCCAUGACAAUGCCCAGCUCCUCAGUGCAAUUGACUUUGAUGGAGCAACUGUGGGUCUUGCUUACAUUGGAACCCUGUGUGGAGGUCUUUCAACAGGGAUUGUGCAGGAUCACAACUCUCAAUCCAUAGCAGUGGGGGCCACAAUGGCCCAUGAAAUGGGACACAAUCUCGGCAUGAACCAUGACAGCAGCACCUGCAUUUGUUCUGAAAGCAUCUGCGUAAUGACUGCUGCUCUCAGCUAUAAAAUCCCUCAGCAUUUCAGCAGUUGCAGUACUACUAACUAUGAGCUGUUCCUGAACAGCAAAGUGCCAGGAUGUCUUCUAAACAUGCCAAAACCAAAAGACCUGAUUCAGCCUGCUGUGUGUGGAAAUAGGUUUGUGGAGACAGGAGAGGAAUGUGAUUGUGGAACAGUGCAGGAGUGUACAAAUCCAUGCUGCAAUGCAACCACCUGUAAACUGACAGAGGGCUCACAAUGUGCAGUAGGCGAGUGUUGUGCGAAGUGUAAGAUCUUGUCAACCUCACAUAUGUGUCGAUCAGAAAAUGAUGAGUGUGAUUUGCCUGAGUACUGCACCGGAAAAUCAGCCGAGUGUCCUGAAGAUGUCUUUACAGUCAAUGGACUCCCUUGCAAGAAUGGGAAAAGCUAUUGCUAUAAUGGCCAGUGCCCAAUGAAAGAAGACCAGUGCGUUAAAAUGUGGGGUCCAACUGCUGAGAUGGGUCGAGACUAUUGUUACAACCAGAACACAAGAGGAGAGUACUAUGCCUUCUGCAAGCGCACCCCCGAUAAAUAUAUCCCAUGCCAGAAACAAGAUGUGAAGUGUGGAAAACUGUUCUGUGAAAAAGGCAAUGGGAGUCCUAAUUAUGGACGGCUGGUAACAUUCAACAACUGUAAAGCCACUUUCUACAGUAAUCCUGAAGAGGAUUAUGGCCAAGUGGAUACUGGCACCAAAUGUGGGGAAGGAAUGGUUUGUAGCCAGAAUGAGUGUGUUGACCUAGAGACGGCUUACAAAGCAACCAACUGUUCGGCCAAGUGCAAAGGACAUGGAGUGUGUGACCACAGACUGCAGUGCAGAUGUGAGCCUGGAUGGCUGCCACCAGACUGUGAAAAACCAGCUGAUGAAGGCAUGUCUUCAGUUGCAAAAAUAGUCAUUGCUGUGGUCGUCAGUGUCCUGGUUGGAAUAGCUCUGAUUGCACUGGGAAUCUUCCUAUACAAACGCAAACAGAGGAGACCAUGUUCAUCCAGCCGUCCAAGCCAGGAGAAAGUUCAUGUUGUCGACAUUCCUGACUACAGGCAUCAGAGACUGGCCACACCUAGCCAGAACCCAUCCCCGACUAUAAAGCCGAAAGCACCACCUCCGCCACCACCCAUCUCCGUCCAGACCAGACCUCUACAUAAUGACUUCAGAGAUGCCCGGCAGGCUCUACGGCCACCUCCUCCAAGGGUGUAAUGCUUAGCAUCUGUCAAACCUCAGGAAGUGGACAAGACACUCUGGGAUGGUCAGUCACUCCACCCCCUGCAGAAGUGAACACAUACUGGAUAAGACACACUGUGGCUGCAAUUUAGUAACCUCUUCAAAAAAAGACAUUCAGAGGAUGUCUUGGAAAAUGAGCCACAGCUUAGCAAAGAGAAGCUGCGAACAAAAGGAAAAAAUUAAAUGCUGCUAUUACAGUGUGCACACGAUUGACAUAGAGUAACAAAAAAGACCAUUUUACAAUGUAUUAUUUUUUUCUUUUUUCUUUUUUCUUACUCGGAAUCAUCCCUUUUUUCCCUUCUUGUUAUUAUUAUUAUUAUUAUUAUUUUUUUUUUUUUUUUUUUUUUUUUGUCUUUCGUUACAUUUAUUUAAUUGAUAGUGUUUGGUUUCCACAGUUUUCCUGAGCAACCACUGGACGGCGCCAUGAUCUCUAUCAUUCUCAGAAUGAGCUUUAUUGCCAAGUAUGCUUACACAUAUGUAUUCUAAUUGCCGGUUUCCUUUUUCUGGUCUCGAGAUGCAAAAACUACCGAAACGAGCGAUCCAGAAAGAGAACAACAACAAUUUAAGUGUUAUUUGGAGUAAGAAUGAAAUUCAAGCUCAACUUAUGCAGUUGUUGGCUCUCAUAAAAACUCAAAGUAGUUAAAGGUGCUAUAUGUAAGAUUGACAACAAGCGUUUGAAAUAGGUACUGCAGUCCAAAUUCUACAUAUUGGAGAGUUGUCUACCCUGCCCCAGACUCGAAGCUCAUGCUGGUCAUGGUGGUUUUUAGACGGAUAGCUUUUUAGGUCGGGUGGAAUCUGUUAUCUCUGAUCCAGUUCGUUUGCUGGCUUCCAUGGCUGCAGCACGCAGUGUUGUUUGCCUGCAAACUUGUUCAAAUCUGGCAACCCUGCGGUGUCGAAAUACUAUUGGUGAGUGGGCAGUGGGCGGGAUCACACAGGCCAAAAUAUAAACAGAAAUUCCGGCCUGGAAUGGAAACUUACAAGUAGAAUAUAUUGGCUGCAGCAUUGUCAUCAGAGAAGCCAGUAUUUCAACUUAGCAUAUUUCCUAAUUUAGUACAUUAAAAAUAUUACAUAUUGCACCGUUUAUUAUAUAAGCGUAACUUACCUCGGAUCAUCGCUUCAGGGCAUCUACACUGAGGCACUGUAAAAAACAUCUAUAGAGCCACAUGCGUUUAUUUUAUUUUUCUGAACAAAUGUAAUACAUUAAAGAUCACAUUACCCGCUAAGAAUAAACGCGAUGCGAGUGAAAACACUGGAAACAGGCGAAUCGUGGAACACUUCCGCUUUCAUGAAAAAGGUGGAUUAGUUUCACAAUUUUUAAACUCAUUUGAAAGUACCUCAGGAUACAGUGGGUUCAUUAUUUAACACGAUGUACAUGAUUCCCUAUUUUAUGUGCUGCUUCCGUUGUUUUGUCCAGUCUUUUUCAAUUCAUUGUAACAACAAAGCAACUGUAAAAUAAAAAUAAAUAUAUAUAUAUAUAUAUAUAUAUAUAUUGUAACAUUUUUUAUUUUUACAAUGCACUUUUAACUGAUAUGAUCAAAUAUAAAUGGCUGUAAAGAUUAAUAUUGA
Myxocyprinus asiaticus (Chinese sucker) is the source of this 4002-nucleotide messenger RNA. RefSeq names its product zinc metalloproteinase-disintegrin-like batroxstatin-1. The record is from RefSeq and is a predicted model, not a curated record. Gene Ontology annotation, cellular component: plasma membrane. Lineage: Eukaryota; Metazoa; Chordata; Actinopteri; Cypriniformes; Catostomidae. Gene Ontology annotation, molecular function: metalloendopeptidase activity. Gene Ontology annotation, biological process: proteolysis. Bases 112 to 2412 code for a protein of 766 amino acids. The transcript is spliced from 22 exons.